Molecule: messenger RNA, 2066 nt
Organism: Rhinolophus ferrumequinum (greater horseshoe bat)
Lineage: Eukaryota; Metazoa; Chordata; Mammalia; Chiroptera; Rhinolophidae
Gene: GPS1
Product: G protein pathway suppressor 1
Exons: 15
Coding region: 33-1700 (555 amino acids)
Cellular component (GO): COP9 signalosome
Source: RefSeq, a predicted model, not a curated record
GUGGACGGCGCGCCGCGGCGGGGUGGGCGAAGAUGCCGUUGCCGGUUCAGGUGUUUAACUUGCAGCAGCCAGCCAGCUCUGUGUCAGGGUCGGGGGGUGCAGAGAGUCAGGACAGAAUGAGGGAUAGCCCGGCCCCCAGCGCGGCCGCCUCGUCAGUGACAGCUCUGUACUGCGCCCCUCCCAGCAGUAGGGCAGACCUCUUCCUGCCGGGCACGGCCGGGGACUUCAGCCUGAGCGCCAGCCUGUCGGCCUGUACGCUGCUUUAUGAGGGGGCGGUGGAACCCAUGCAGAUCGAUGUGGACCCGCAGGAGGACCCGCAGAACACACCUGAUGUCAACUAUGUGGUGGAGAACCCCACCCUGGAUCUGGAGCAGUAUGCGGCCAGCUACAGUGGUCUGAUGCGCAUCGAGCGACUUCAGUUCAUUGCCGACCACUGCCCCCCGCUGCGGGUGGAGGCCCUCAAGAUGGCCCUGUCCUUCGUGCAGAGGACCUUCAAUGUGGACAUGUACGAGGAGGUCCACCGGAAGCUGUCAGAGGCCACCAGGGAGCUGCAGAAUGCGCCAGACGCCAUCCCCGAAAGUGGCGUGGAGCCCCCGCCACUGGACACGGCCUGGGUGGAGGCCACACGGAAGAAGGCCCUGCUAAAGCUGGAGAAGCUGGACACAGACCUGAAGAAUUAUAAGGGCAACUCCAUCAAGGAGAGCAUUAGGCGUGGCCACGAUGACCUGGGUGACCACUACCUCGACUGUGGGGACCUUAGCAACGCCCUCAAGUGUUACUCCCGGGCCCGGGACUACUGCACCAGCGCCAAGCAUGUCAUCAACAUGUGCCUCAAUGUCAUCAAGGUCAGCGUCUACUUGCAGAAUUGGUCUCAUGUGCUGAGCUACGUCAGUAAGGCUGAGUCCACCCCGGAGAUUGCCGAGCAGCGUGGGGAGCGGGACAGCCAGACCCAGGCCAUCCUCACCAAGCUCAAGUGUGCCGCAGGGCUGGCUGAGCUGGCUGCUCGCAAGUACAAGCAGGCAGCCAAGUGCUUCCUGCUGGCUUCCUUCGAUCACUGCGACUUCCCUGAGCUGCUUUCCCCCAGCAACGUGGCCGUGUAUGGCGGCCUGUGCGCCUUGGCCACCUUUGACCGGCAGGAGCUCCAGCGCAACGUCAUCUCCAGCAGCUCCUUCAAGUUGUUCUUGGAGCUGGAGCCACAGGUGCGGGACAUCAUCUUCAAGUUCUACGAGUCCAAGUACGCCUCGUGCCUGAAGAUGCUGGACGAGAUGAAGGACAACCUGCUCUUGGACAUGUACCUGGCCCCCCACGUGAGGACCCUGUACACCCAGAUUCGCAACCGUGCCCUCAUCCAGUAUUUCAGCCCCUACGUGUCGGCUGACAUGCGCAAGAUGGCCACGGCCUUCAACACCACGGUGGCAGCCCUGGAGGACGAGUUGACGCAGCUCAUCCUGGAGGGGCUGAUCAAUGCCCGCAUUGACUCCCACAGCAAGAUCUUAUAUGCCCGUGACGUGGACCAGCGCAGCACCACGUUCGAGAAGUCCCUGCUCAUGGGGAAGGAGUUCCAGCGCCGUGCCAAAGCCAUGAUCCUGCGGGCGGCCGUGCUGCGUAACCAGAUCCACGUCAAGUCCCCUCCACGAGAGGGGAGCCAGGGGGAGCUGACACCAGCCAAUAGCCAGUCCCGAAUGAGCACCAACAUGUGAGGGCACCCGUCAGCGUCCAGGGCCAUCUGCGUGCCCUGCCCCGCCGCCCCCUCGGACUUGGACAUCUGGGCCUACCUGCUCUCCGGGCACUUCUGGAGGUGCUACCUGUGGCCCACUUGCAGGGGCCCAGCCACUGGACCCUGCCCGGGCUUCCCUGUGCCCAGCUUCUCUGCCCUCCCCGUGCUGUGCCGCAUGCUGGGCCCCUACAGAGGAGGGGCCUUCCUGCAAGGAGAGGCCUGCAGGGCUCGACCCCCGCGCCCAGGGUCCCGCCCACCGGCACUGCCUCUCAGCCUUCCUGUUCACGUGUGUUUCGGGGUUGCAGACGAUCGUGAAGCUUAGUCUAUUAAAGGGCGAUCUGAGAACACA